AUGAAUGACAAACUUGUAUUCACAACCGAUGGAACAGGUGUUGAUAAAACAGUUAUUGUUCAAGUUGGUGACCAAGUUUCAAAUCAUGAUAUCACAAUCAGUUAUAAAGCACCAACAAUCACUUCAAUAUCAAUAAAAGAUCCAGUACCAACGCUUGGUGGUGGAGCACUUGAAGUUGUAGGAACAUCAUUCGGUUCAGAUUCAGAUCAAUUCGAAAUCAAUAUUGGUGAUGGAUCAUGUGAAGAUAUCGUAUUAAUCAGUGAUACCAAAGCAAGUUGUACAAUUCCAAGUGGAAGUGGAAGGUUACUUGUCACAGUUCAGGUCGAUAGUCAACAAACAGAGUUGUCACAAGAUUUUGCAAUCAUUUACAAAGGACCAAAUAUCCUUCAACUUGUUCAUCCAGAAUUCAAUACGUCUAUAUAUAACGAUUUCUGGAUUGCCGGUACCGAUUUUGGAUCUGAAGAAGACAUUCCAAUGAUUUCACUCUAUGGAUUUGCAGCAGCGGAAUGUGAAUACGAUUUCGAGAAUUGUUACAAAUCCAAAGAAUACUUUGACACCAAUGGUAAUUCAAUAGAUCCACCAACACAACAAUAUAUCGAUGGUGCUGAAUAUGACCCGUAUAUCGAUUUAAGUGAUUCAUUCAGAACAACAGUUGAUUUCUAUUGUAUCAAGUGUUUGCUUCCACCUGGAUUUGGUGACAAUAUAUCUGUUGCCGUUGUGAACGAUCUUACCUAUGGUUGGACAUUCCUCGACCAUACACUGACAUUCCCAAAUUCCAAGAUUUACUCAAUCGAACCACUCAAUAGCAGCACCGAUGGAAACACUACCAUUUCGAUCACUGGUACAAACUUUGUUCCCAACGAAUAUAUUGUAUAUUCAUAUGACAAUGAUACCGAUACCUAUGUAGACGAUGCACUUUUGGAAGGACCAAUCACAUUCUCGAAUAUCACACUCGACAAGACACUAACUACAAACAACAAUUUCACAAAUUCGACAUUCAUCACAACAGUAAUUCCAGCAGGAAUUGGAAAGAAUCUCAACAUUUCAAUAUCACUUGGAAAUGUUGUUGAUAUCGACACAUUCAACAAAAAAUCAUUCACUUUUUCAUACAAUCCCCCCAAUGUAACAAAGAAAAUUGUAAAUCAACCAACAAAAGGUGGAUUAUUUUCAAUUGAAGGUUUAGAUUUUGUUCCAGAGAUUCUUGCCAAAUCACAACAAACAUUCCCAAAUAGUAAUGUUACAAUCGAUGGUAAACUAUGUACCUCUUUGCUUUGGAUCAAUUCGACAUUGAUAAACUGCACUGUUGUCGAAGGUAUCGGUGCAAAUUUGACACUUGAAGUAUUUGUUGGAAAUCAAAGCAGUAUUUCAGAUGGAAAGAGUUCAAUUAAAUUAUUCUCGUAUAUUGCACCAAACGUUACAUCUGAAGAAUUAAGUGGUACAUCAAAAGGAAAUGUUGAAAUUACAAUCAAAGGAACAAACUUUGUUCCAGCAAGUGUUGUGACAUCAGCGACAAACGACAAGACAAACAAUUAUAUUUCGAUCAACGGCAAUCAAUGUUUAUCAACAAAAUGGGAGAAUGAUCAAACAUCAUAUUGCACAAUUCCACCUGGAAUUGGAACUGAUUUAAAUGUUCUGGUUGUUGUUGGAAAUCAAAAAUCACCAAACAAUGCAGUAUUCUCUUAUGAUAGACCAAUUUUAGAAAAAGAUUUAUAUUACUCAGGACCAAAUGAAGGUCAAUAUGAAAUUACAAUUAAAGGAUCAAACUUUGUACCAUCUGAAAUUGCAGAUAAAGUUACAAAAUCAGAGAGCAAUACAAUUAAGAUCAAUGAUGUCGAAUGUCCAUCAAUAAGAUGGUCAACUUCAUCGAUUUGUUAUUGUACAAUUCCUCAAGGUUCUGGACAUAAUCUCACAGUCAAUGUUACAGUUGGAGGUCAAUGGACAUCAACAAACGAUUAUUUCUCAUAUUAUGACAUUCCUGAAAUUUCAUCGAUUCAACCACUCAGUGAUGUCGAUGGAACUGAACCAAUUACAAUCACAGGUAAAUUCUUCUAUGGUAAAGAUCUAAAGGUUCUCUUUGAAGAAAAAGCACUUGAUUCAUCCAAGAUUCUGUCGAUUUCUGAAACCAAGAUUAUAUUCACUUGUCCAAGUGGAGGUGGAACCAAAUUUAAAGUCCAAGUCAAAGCACAUUCUCAAGAAAGUGAAACAUUUACAUACGAUGGAUAUAAAGCACCUUCGAAUUUACAAGUUAGACCAUCAAGUGGAAAAACAGAUGAGAGUCAACCAAUUGAUAUUUCAGGAAAUAAUCUUGGUUUGUUAGGAGAAAAAGUUAAAGUUACCAUUGAUGGAAAGAAUUGUAUCAAUCCAGUUGUCUCUUCUUCUUCGUUAGUUACAUGCUAUACUCCAUUUGGAAGUGAAGGAACAAAGACAUUAACUCUUACUUUCAAAGGACAAUCUGGUGACUCUCAAUACACUUAUGAAGAGGAAGAAGAAAGUAGUGAUCACCAGAGUGAUGAUGAUGAAACCGACGGUGAUGAUGAUCCUUCAGACACUACCGACAGUGGAGAAUCGUGGUGGGAUAAACUUAAGAAUGUCUGGCAAGUGGUUGUUACAGUUGUGGUCACUGUUGUCGUUGCUGUGGCAGUAGCUAUCGAGAUGUUAGCUACGGAAGCGGUUGCAGCAACAUUUGCACUUGCAGAAAUUACAAUUCAAACAGCAGAAGGAUUGACAUUUGUUAUUGAGAAUGUUGCUGCUGAAGUUACAACAUUUGUAAUUGAAGAACUUGCUCAACCUUUAUCAGCUGAACUUCUUGGUGUUUUAGAAACAACUGAAGUUUUAGUGACAGAGAAUGCAUUUUUCGCCAAUAUUAAAUUACUUGUCACUCUUUUAUUCGUUGGUGGAGGAACCGCUACAGGUGUUGCUGCUGGAUUUACUGGAAAAUAUGUUGGAAUUGGAAAAACCACAACCGAUACAACUUAUCCAUACAUGACUGGUUUACUUGUUGAUCCAUCGAUUCAACAGAAAUUCUCAGACUUUAAAUCCAUUUUGAUUCAAUUGAAUAUCACUCAAAACGAUGGAACUAUAAAGACUAGAUAUUACACUCCAGAGGUUGGAGGUGUGAAUAUGCCAGUUGAAGGAGAUACUAUUCUCACGAUUAUAACGAAAUCAUCUCAAUUUAGACCAAUGAUCAACAAUAUCAAAUAUAAAUUCUCUGAUUAUCCACCGUAUACAAAGAAUAUAGCUGAAUCGUUUGGAUUGUUAAGAUCCGAUUACAUUAGCGAUGAACGUGCAAUUUUCUAUGACAAUAAUGGUGCAAGAUUAACUCUACCAAUUGGUGUCUAUCAAUCAGAUUUCCUUUCCAAUAUUGGUUGGAUCAAUUCACGAAUCAGUUCAAUCACAACCAUUUGGAAUCUAACAAUAAGUGUCUGGACAUCCAAUUCAGUGACUCAAUAUUAUGGACCUAUCACCUAUGGUACUCCAAUGACAUUACCAUCCAAUAUAAUCAAACUUGAAAUAUUCUUGAAUUCAACUGUUACCAAUGUUAAGAAAUUGGAAAUUGAAUCACCAACAAUUGGUACUCAAAUUACAAUCAAUAAUGCAUACCCAACAAUGAAAUCACUCAAUAUCUUCUUGGAUGACCAACUUGUAAACUGUGUAAUAAAUGCAAAGAUAUUGAAAUGUCCGAUUUCAGCAGGAAUUCAAAACAAAACACUCUCACUUCGUUGGAACAACUAUGAUGUUUAUCAAAAGUAUAAUAUAUUCUAUACUGCACCAGUAAUCACUUCACAUAUUGAGAAUUUAGAUAUUCAACAAAAUGGUCUUCCAAAUAUUGGAUCUUUGAUUUUCCACUUGAAAGGUACCAACUUUAUUCCAAAUAAUGUCAAUCCAUUGAAUUCUAAAGUUUUGAUCUCUGGUGAACCAUGUCAAUUUACCAAAUGGGUUGAUGAAAACAAUAUCAUUUGUCUAUCAUCAAUCAAUUCAUCUGCAACUCUCAAUAGUUUUAUUGAAUUAACAAUUGGUUCAACAACAAGCAAACCAUACACAUUUAACUAUAUUUCACCAAUUUGUGUUGGAGAUACAAUCAAUGGAGAAACCACUCUUGCAUCUGGUACUCAUCUCGCACUUAGUCAACCAUUUACAUCAAUUUUUUCACCAUCGAAUUGUUAUUCAGAAAUUAACUAUGUAAAUUCUUCAUUGAUUGUAACACAAGUCUCAUGGUUUGGAAAUCUUACAACAACACCAGAGAGUCUCACAACCAUUGAUAAUAUUACUAUUUCAUCACCAAGUUGUAAAUGGAAUUUAACAUUUGUUGAUUCACAAUCACAAACACUUAAACUUGGAAAAGGUCAUUACGAUGAAGCGUAUCUUCAAUCGAUUGGAUGGUCAAAUAGAAUUGUUUCAUUCGAUGUGAUUGUUGGUUGCAGAGUCACUGUGAGCAAGACAGCACCAACAAACUCUGCAUUCUCGAUUUCAACACAUUCCAACAUCACUCAAGAAACAAUGCCAACACAACUCUUGUCUCAAAUUACAACGAUUGAGAUCUCUGAUUGGAAUUUGGACAAUGUUGAUUUUGGUGUAACCACAUAUACCAACCAAUGGAUUAACUUUUAUGGUAUCGAUCAAUCAAAACUUUAA
Heterostelium album PN500 is the source of this 4632-nucleotide messenger RNA. RefSeq lists its product as uncharacterized. NCBI's taxonomy places the organism in Eukaryota, Evosea, Eumycetozoa, Acytosteliales, Acytosteliaceae. Bases 1 to 4632 code for a protein of 1543 amino acids. The transcript is spliced from 11 exons. The record is from RefSeq and is a predicted model, not a curated record.